AUGAUAACAGCAUUGAAUAUAAGACCAACGAGAGUCCUAAUAGUGGUCAUAAUCUGUGUGGUCCUAUUCACAAUUGGUGGAGUCCUAAGGCUAGAUAAAGAAUCUAGGUAUUCUGACGUUUAUAACUACUACUUGAAGCAUGCAACCGAUCAAUACCAACCAGGAACACUCGAUACGUAUGGGUAUUCCAUCGAACCACAGAAUGUGAAGUUCAAGUUCAUAAAUCCUAAAAACAAGAGAGGUACACCACAACAGAUUGUGGAGCAAAACAAUAAAGUAUAUGAAGAAUUGGUGAAACAACAAAUACACGAACCAAAAGAUUCAGACUUAUCGGGUAUCAGACCUCCCACGGAAUCGGAAAUGCCCAAUUACGAUCGAGCUGAUGCUGUGAUAAUAGCUUUGGUCAGAAAUAGCGAAUUGACCAAAAUAGCAAAGACAAUCAAAAAGUUUGAAAAAUCUUUCAAUAGUAAAUUUCAAUAUCCUUACAUGUUCAUAAACGACGAACCUUUCAGUGAAAGAUUCAAAACAAGGAUGGACAAAUUGAUUCCAGGUCCCAAAGAGUUCGUCACGCUUCCUCCUGAAUUAUGGAAUAAACCAGACUCAAUAGAUGUGCAAAAACAAACGAAGAACAUGAACGUAUUUCAUGAAUUGGACAUAGCAUAUGCCAAAAAAGAAUCAUAUCACAAUAUGUGUAGAUUUUAUCUGGGAGGAAUAUUUAAACUCCCUGAAUUACAGAAGUAUAGAUAUUAUUGGAGAAUCGAGCCAGACGUUCAAUUCAAUACAGAAAUCGACUACGAUGUAUUCAAAUAUUUGCAAACAACCGGUAAAGUCUAUGGAUUUACUGUCAACUUAUAUGAUAUCGAAAAGUCAAUCGAAACUUUAUGGCCCGAAACCUUAAAGUUCUUAAACAAAGGAGACAAUUACAAAUACGUUGAUCCCAAUGGAUCAUUCCAAUGGCUUUUGGAAAACCAACAACAUCCCGAAAAGAACAAGGUUACUGGGGGGUAUUCCACUUGUCAUUUCUGGUCCAAUUUUGAGAUUGCCGAUAUGGAUUUCUUCCGUGGAGAAGCUUACACUGAGUGGUUCAAUCAUCUUGACUCGACAGGGAAUUUCUACUAUGAAAGAUGGGGAGAUGCUCCGGUUCAUUCUGUUGGUCUUGGAUUAUUUGCACCCAAAGACAAGAUUCAUUGGUUCAGAGAUAUUGGCUACUUCCAUGACCCAUACGGCAAUUGUCCGAAUACUUCGACCACUAAGAUAUGUACUGUGGGAGCCUUCAGUAGGUGGAAACAUUUAGAGGACCAAAACUGUAUGACAAGUUGGAUACAAUACUCAAUGGAGGACCCUUCACUCAUCUAUUGA
Yamadazyma jaroonii is the source of this 1359-nucleotide messenger RNA. The record is from the annotation of a GenBank genome assembly. Lineage: Eukaryota; Fungi; Ascomycota; Pichiomycetes; Serinales; Debaryomycetaceae.